AUGUCAGAUACAGGUCGGAGCCCAGGUCGUGCAGCACGAGCUGGAUCUGGUGGGGCUGCAGUCCGUCAAAGGCGCGGUGGUCCUUCAGCAGGUUCAGGACGCACAGCUCGAGGUGGCGUAGGUAGUGGUGGUCUUUGGCGUUUUUACACCGAAGAUGCAACAGGUUUAAAAAUUGGACCUGUCCCGGUGCUUGUCAUGAGUCUCGUUUUCAUUGCAUCUGUUUUCAUAUUGCAUAUUUGGGGAAAGUAUACUCGCUCACAUCACUGA
This is a messenger RNA of Thelazia callipaeda (thelaziosis nematode), 267 nucleotides long. The record is from the annotation of a GenBank genome assembly. NCBI's taxonomy places the organism in Eukaryota, Metazoa, Nematoda, Chromadorea, Rhabditida, Thelaziidae.